GAAGAUUGUCAUACAAGUGUUCUGCACAAGUUCGCAAACUUAUUUAGGUUCAAAAUGGCUCAGCUAAAGGAAUUAAAGGCCAAUCGGGGAUAUGUAAAAGGGGCGAUUAGUAGGUUAGAAACAUUUUGUACCUCGAACGAAUUCGCGACAGCAACACUUGAAGUGCUUGCUCAAAAAAAGGAAAGGGUGCUUAAAGCAUUUAAUGAUUACGAAGCGUACAAUAGAGCAAUCCUUGCUAUUGAGCCUGAGGAUGGUGAGUCGUAUGAAUUGUACGAAUCUAAAUGCGAUUUGUGUAUCGCCACGUUAAAUACGCGUCUACAUCCUGCGGAACCACCUGCGGCACAGACUACUGCAUCGACAUCUUCCGGACUAGGAGCAGGUAAAUUUAAAAAACUUCCGUGCAUUAAUAUUAAAACUUUUGAUGGCCAGAGUGUGAUGGACUAUCACCCAUUUAUAAAUAUGUUCAAAGCUGUCAUUGAUAUGGAUGCAAAAUUGAGCUCCUGCGAAAAACUGUACUAUUUACGGUCGUUUUUGGCAGGAGGAGCUUUAGAUUUGAUAAAGCAUUUAAUGCUUACAAAUGAAAACUAUGAGGUAGCCUUAAAACUCAUUGACGAUAGGUACAACAACAUACCAAAAAUUAUAAAUUUUCAUGUCAACAGUAUUAUUGACAUGCCAGUUUUGACAAAAUGUACAGCUUCUGGGCUGCGUUCCAUAGUGUCAACUGUAAAUAUGCAUCUUGCAGCAUUAAGAAACUUGAAUGAAAAAGUUGAGUUCUGGGAUACUAUAUUGGUCAAUAUUUUGUCUAGGAAGAUUGAUUCCUACACUUAUCGUGGAUUUCAUCUUGAGCGUGAUAUGAAAGAGGUUCCUAACUUGUGUGAAUUGCUUACUUUCCUAGAAAAAAGAGCAAUUGCGUUGGAAGCCACAAUGACGGAAGAGCCGAAGAAGCCGGUGAAAUCUGUUGUAAGUGCAGCAGCUGCCACUGGAGUCUCAUGCGUUCCAGUAUGUGUGCCGGCAGCUGACACCUGUGGGUCCAUAUUUGGUGAAGACGAGGUUCGGUCAUAUUGUAGGCGGGGCGCUGCCCUUCCCUGCUGGCAAGAAGUCUAUAAGUAACUAUUGUGUUACAUCUAAAGGUAAUCCUAUUGAUUUUAAUGUAGCUAGGGAUGAUUUGCAACCACCUUUCCCAUGUGUUAAACAAAGUGAGGUUUGCUUGCUGUCAAACGAUUGUCAACCUUCUGAAGACAUUGUUGAUAUAAUGUCCAAAUUUUGGGAUUGUGAAAAAGUACCUGACAUCAUUAGGGAAACCGGUACAGAGGUUGAGCAGGCGGAACAGAUUUUUCAGGAGUCAGUUAAAUUAGAAAAUAACAAGUUCACUGUAGCCAUGCCAGUGAAGGUUGAGUUGGAUAAGUUAGACUUAGGUGAUUCUUUUAGUAGCGCCUUGCAACGACUUUUCAAUUUAGAAAAGCGGUUUUCACGCGAUCUGGAGUUGGGUAAAAAGUAUAAAAAAUUCAUACAGGAUUACAUUGACCAAGGUCAUGCUAAAUAUUUUGACAUGUCUAAUUAUGACUUAAGUGCAGGCAAUGUCAUGUUUCUGCCCCACCACCCUGUGAUUAGUUCCAGUAAAACGACACCAGUUAGGGCUGUUUUUGACGCUGGUGCUGUCACAAAAAAUGGUAUAUGUUUAAAUGACAUUUUGUUAAAUGGUCCGGUGGUUCAAAAGGAUCUCUUUGAAAUUCUGAUUUUGUUCAGAACUUUCAAGUAUGUAUUAUUGUGUGAUAUAAAGGCUAUGUAUCGCCAAAUUUUGAUUGAGGAUAAGUAUCGUUGUUUGCAAAAUAUCUUGUGGCGCGAUUCUCCUGACGAGUCAGUCAAAUGUGUACAGUUGCAGACAGUUACAUAUGGUUUAAAGAAUUCUGCGUUCUUAGCAUGUAGGUGUUUGUUAGAAUUAGCCCAAAGGUAUGAAAGUCAAUAUCCCUUGGCUUCGUUCGUGUUGAAGCACACGUGUUAUGUAGAUGAUAUUCAGUGUGGUUCUAAUGAUUUGAAUGAGCUUGCGCAGAUGAAAAAGGAGUUGAUAGGGCUAAUGAAGUUCGCUAGUCUGUCUCUACACAAAUGGUGUUCUAAUAACCAAGAAAUUUUAAGCGACAUACCGGUUGAAUUGCAUCAACUCGAUAGUAGGAGCUUUGAUAAAAAUAAUGAAUAUGUUAAAACUCUUGGAUUGACAUAUGACGUCAUUACUGAUACUCUCAACAUGAAGUGUCCUGUUAAAGAGGUUCAAGAAAAGUACACGAAGCGUCAGAUGCUUAGCUUCAUAAGUAAAUUUUUUGAUCCUUUAGGAUUAUGUGGCCCUGUGUUAGUGCAGGCAAAGAUAUUAAUGCAACAGGUUUGGUUUGAAUCGUUGAAAUGGGAUGAGGUUUUACCUCAAGGUCUUAACAAAAAAUGGGUUGACUUUGCCAAUAGCUUAGUUCAAAUGUCCAGCAUCUCGGUCGCUAGGAAUAUCAAUAUUCAAGGAGCGCAAUCCUUAGAAUUAGUGGGAUUUUCUGAUGCUUCUAAUGCUGCUCAUGGAUGUUGUUUGUACUUACGUGUCAUUGAUGCUGACAACAAGGUUUCGGUGAAUCUUUUGUGCUCGAAGACGCGCAUCAAUCCUAAGGCUAAAUCCUUGACCAUCCCAAAAUUGGAACUGAAUGCUGCCCUGUUACUUGCUAUUCUAGUUCGGAAGGUGUACAAUGCUCUGUCCUUAAAAUACUCAGUGAGUGCUCACCUUUAUAGUGACUCCAUGAUUUUACUAGCUUGGUUAAAAACAUUACCAGUUAAGCUUAACGUGUAUGUAGGUAACAGAGUUGAUAAGAUUAAUAAGCUAUCCUCCGACUUUGAAUGGCAUUAUGUAAAUACGCAUGAUAACGCCGCAGAUAUAUUAUCUCGUGGUGUAGAGCCCCAAUUAUUGGAAAAAUGUGACAUUUGGUGGCAUGGGCCAAAGUUUUUGUCUGACCCUACUUACCAUCAUAAACCUGUAGAACAUGAUAUUUUAAAAUCUGAUGUACCAGAGCUAAAACCUACAACUGAAACCUGUCAUACUUGUGUAGAUGUAAGUUCUAGUUCGAUUGAUGCUUUGAUACAUAAAUAUUCAAAUAUAAACAAAUUGACAAGGAUUGUAGGUUAUCUCCUUAGAUUUGUAUUUAACUGCAAAAAUGUAAAUAUUAACAAACGUCAGGGAUAUUUAUCUCCCCAAGAAUUAGACUCUGCGUUGCGCAUGAUAAUUAAAUGUGAGCAAAGAAAGUUCUUUUGUAAUGAUAUUGAAGACUUAAAUAAUAAGUUGCCAUUAAAGUCUGGCUUAAACAGUUUGCAUCCUUUUCUUGAUUCUGAGGGAUUGUUACGUGUAGGUGGUAGAUUGCAAAAUGCAGGAUUGUCCUAUGACCAAAAGCACCCGAUUAUAUUGCCCAAAGGUUCUCAUGUAACAAAAAUUAUAAUUCAUAAUGAACACUUGAGGUUAAAACAUGCUGGUGCCACUUUGUUACUGAGUACCCUAAAUGAGAAAUAUUGGAUUUUGAAUGCCAACAGAGAACUAAAGUCCGUUUUGUAUAAAUGUAUAAAAUGUUUUCGACUUAAGGCAAAAAAUGCUACUCAAUUAAUGGGUUCUCUACCACUUGAUCGUGUAAAUAUG
Cydia amplana is the source of this 3652-nucleotide messenger RNA. RefSeq lists its product as uncharacterized. The transcript has 2 exons. The record is from RefSeq and is a predicted model, not a curated record. NCBI's taxonomy places the organism in Eukaryota, Metazoa, Arthropoda, Insecta, Lepidoptera, Tortricidae. The coding region runs from base 55 to 1110 and encodes 351 amino acids.